AAACGUACCAUUCACACCAUCUUACCUUGCACUUGAUAUAAGUGUCAUAGCAAAUAUAAAUCCGGAGACCGGAUUUUUGGUAGCAAAUAUAGAUCCUACAGCUGGAUUAAAAUGGGCAAAAUACACUUCUCCUUUAAAAUUAACGAAUAAUAGUACUAUUUCAAAAAUUUCAGAAGGAAAUAUCCCUUUUCCUUCAAAUGCCAUGGCAUAUUCUUAUCAAUCAAAUUUUAAUGCAUUCACCUUAUUUCAAAAGGUGGAUGGUAGUUAUGGCCUAGCAUAUUGUUUAGCAUAUACAAUGAAUUAUACAAGUCAUUUCAAUUAUAAUUUUACUGAUAUAAAUCCUUAUAUUACAGUGAACGUGGCAUUUAUAUCAAAUACUAAUACAAGCGAAUCGACUGGUCCUUUUUUGAUCUACACAACAAAGAAUGUUUCCAAUAUAAUAUUUCUAGAUUCUUGUCAAUCGAGAUAUGAUUCCCGAGGAAUUGAUUGUUUAAUUUCUGAGUUAACUGCAAGGACCCCGAACCUACCGGCUCCUGGUGUAAUGAAAAUAUCUUUUCUAUCAACUGGAGCAGUAAUGAACAUAACGCCAGUACCAAUAACUACUACACAAACUUCUUCAAAUAUAACUUUUUAUAAAUACUUUUCAUUGCAUUAUGGUGGUGCUCUUUUUGUUAAAUAUUCUGUUAUCGCAAAUGAGUCUUUUGAAAUCUUAGGCUAUUAUAGCAAUGAUUCAUUAACUUCUUUUAAGCUAUGGGAUAUACCAGAAAAUUUAACUAUAACAGUGGCUAGUAAUGUGAUUGCUCACCUUUCGUCUGGUCUAAUGCAGAAUAAUACUUUCUGGUUAGCCAUAAAAGAUAUUAAUCAAAAUUGGGUAAUUAUGAAUUCAGAUAUGCCAAGAUACCUUAAAGACGUCGGAUUUCAAAAUGUUUUGAUCACAUCAUCAUAUCCAGGAAUAAACCAAAAAUUAUACCUUCGUUUUAAGAAUUCUCUAAAUAUUACUUAUAGAAAUCCUAUUUCUCAGUCAUCAGGAAAUAUUUCUAUUUAUCGAAUCUUUAAUAAUGAUACUAAACAGUUACAAUUAAGGCAGUCUUUUUCGGGAUUAUCCUAUUGUUCAAUCCUUAGCGAUAAUACUACAAUUAGUUGCCUAAUUUUGCUGAGCACUUUCAAUGUUCCUUCCGCUUUUUAUAUGAUAACUGUGGACAAUGAGUUUGUUCAAGAUGCAGGUUUGCAAGAAAAAAUACGUGGCAUAGCAAAUGGAUUAUGGACUGUUCAAACAGAAUCUCGUGACUUAUCAUAUAUUUAUAGUGAACCAAUUACUGGAACUCUGCGUCUAACUGAAGAUGGAACAAUUCAUUAUAAUAAUUUAACAUCUGAUCAAAAGUCAUUAUUUAUCAUGAGUUUACGUGAUGAACUUGCUCAGUGUAUUCCUACUGAUUCAUCAAGAAUACUCUUUUCUGGUCGAACUAAUAUUGAUCUAAACACUCCUGGUCAACAAUUACUAUUUGAAUUAACAAUUUCUGAUACAAAAGAUUUAUUCCAACCAAAUGCUGACCAGAUAAAGGAUGAUUUAAAUUCAUUAAUUGAGAACAAAUACAUUACUGCACUUUCAACUUUGCCCCAUACAUCCUAUAUUGAUGAUAACCAUCAAUUUGAAUCAUUACCGAAUUUGUGGGAAGAAUUUUUGGAUCACAAGUAUUGGGCCAUAGGGGUUGGAAUUGUGUCUAUAUUUUUGAUUAUUAUAUAUCUUUUAGCACGUAAAAGGCAUAAUAAAAUAAAGCCAGAGAAAAAAUGUCUUCACUUAAAGUUUUCACCAAGUCUAGGAUGUUCACAUAAACCAAAAUGUUUGUUACGAGAUGAUUGUAAAAAUUUACAAAAUGAUUAUUACACUAAAAAUUUUCCAGCAAAACAGUGUCGUGCAUCUGUUCUUUUCACAUCAAGUUUAAGUUUAUUUCAUCUAUUUUUGAACAUUUUGUUUAUUAUAGAAAAUGCAAAAGAUGUUCCGGAUCUUUAUAUCCCAAGUGCUGACAUUGAAAUUUUAUUGGUAUUAAAUUCUCAUUUGGGAGGAUUUGAAAUAUUUAAUGCUCCAUUUACUAAAAAGGCAACUAGUUAUAUUUUUUGGUGUAAAGUUUUAACUAUUUUUAUUGAUAGCAUACCAUGGUUAAUUAUCCAAGUGUUUUAUCAUGUAAAAAUAAUCACAUAUCAAAUUAUCCCUUUUAUUAAUCUUGUAAUAAGUUGUAUCUCUUUAUUUAUUUAUAUUCUUAUAAAAGUAUAUAGAUGUUUUUAUGAUUGUAGAUCUUCUAAUAAAGAAUUAGAUAAAGAAAAAGAAAUUAUUAAUGAAGAUAACAAAGUGCAAAGAAUUAAUGGUGAAGAUAAUAAGGAUGAAGAAAUUAAUAAUGAAGAUGUUAAGAACGAAGAAAUUAAUAUUGAAAAUGAAGAAGAAAAAAAUAAUGAUGAAAAUAAAGAAAUAAUAAUCAAUUCUACUCGCAGAAGAAUUUAUACUAAAGAUAUUAAUGCUGAUCAAAUAUUAAGUGCUAGUAGAAAAGUGUCAGACUUCUCAAUUUUUACUUCUUCUACUGAACUGCAUCCUCCUCAGAUUCCUGUUAUUUUGUUCUUGUUUUUCUUCCUUG
Dentiscutata heterogama is the source of this 2627-nucleotide messenger RNA. The record is from the annotation of a GenBank genome assembly. NCBI's taxonomy places the organism in Eukaryota, Fungi, Glomeromycota, Glomeromycetes, Diversisporales, Gigasporaceae.